Molecule: messenger RNA, 2098 nt
Organism: Mauremys reevesii (Reeves's turtle)
Lineage: Eukaryota; Metazoa; Chordata; Testudines; Geoemydidae
Gene: SPRYD4
Product: SPRY domain containing 4
Exons: 2
Coding region: 568-1035 (155 amino acids)
Molecular function (GO): protein binding
Source: RefSeq, a predicted model, not a curated record
UGGCCUGGGCCCAGUCACCUGCUCUCUGGACUCUUCACCCUCCCCCAUCCUGGGAUUGGGACCCUAACUCCCAUUCUCCCUGCUGGGGCAGUGUGUGGGUGCCCCCCCCAAAGCUGGGCUGCCUUUGCAAAUGUUGGUGUGACCUUGUCCAGUGGUUUCCCAGUCCCUGAUGCACGGCCCCUCCCAGCCCCUGAGACUCGCAGCCUGACCUUUCUCCCAUUUCUCUGCAACCCACUUCCUGGCCAGCUCACUCUCCUCGCUGAGACUUGGCUCCCACCAUGGAAAAGAUUAGAGCAGCUGCAGGGGCGGCUGUUUUUAAAGAGACGUUGAGCUCAGCUCCACGGUUAAGCUUUGUUUAAGAACCAUCCGAGGUCUCAUGAGUUACUGAGAUUUGCAUGGCACGAGCGCCUGGUGGGGCGCAGGGAUCCUGUCUGGGUGCUCACAGGGGUCCCCGCACCAGAGACUGGCUUCAGAUCGAGAGAAAUAGGCAUCAGUUUCAAGCUAGAUGAGCGAACGGCUCACAGCAGCCUGGAUCUCUCCAAAAAAGACACUGGCGUCAUUUACCGCAUGCUGGGGAUUGACCCAACCAAGGUCCCCCAGAACCCCGAGCGAUUUCGGGAGUGGGCGGUGGUGCUGGGGGACGCUGCCGUGUGCAGCGGCCAGCACUACUGGGAAGUGACAGUCAAGCGCUCGCAGCAGUUCCGUAUCGGCGUGGCUGAUGUGGACAUUUCCAGGGAAGGGUGCAUUGGACACGACGACCGCUCCUGGGUGUUUGCGUAUUCCCACCGCAGGUGGUACGUCAUGCUGGCCAACGAAACCACCCCCAUCCGCAACAUCGGCAACCCCGAGCGCGUGGGGCUGCUGCUGGACUACGAGGGCAGGAAGCUCAGCCUGGUGGACGUAGGCAAGCAGGUGUUAAUCCAUACCCUGGCCACGGAGUUCCAGGGGCCCGUGGUGCCCGCCUUCGCUCUCUGGGAUGGGGAGCUGCUAACUCAUUCUGGGGUGGAGGUGCCCAAGAACCUCCGGGACAGUUAACGGUCAACCCCAGGGCCUGGGAUGUCUGGACAUGUCCUUCUGUAGGGAAACCCUUCCACGAUGCUUCAGCGUGAGGCAGAGAAAGGGAUUCGGUCAGUCCUCUCACCCCACUUGGCCCAGAGGGGGUGCUCUCCAGGCAGCUCGAGAGCUUGCUUUCCCCUUGGGAAGAAGCAGUCCCCCCUUAGCCCCAGCUGGGAACCCUGGAGCAGAGAAGCCCCCCGCUGCCCCUGGGAUCAGGCAAUCCUGGACUUGUUUCCCUUCUCCAUCUCAGCUGGUCCUUAGGAGCUUUAUGUGCCAAAGGCCCUGCCGGCCCCUGUGCCCGGCCUCACCCAGAGCCCCGUUUGGCAGAUUUGGAUUUGAAUGACAUGAGGAUUUGCUGGAGGGAGGGAAGCGACACUGUUCCCUCCUUCUGUCUCAGGGAUGGGAGGACAGUUGGGCUGCACCUGAACCCCUCUGGAAACCUAGAUCCCGUUCCCCUCCUGUGUCGGCAAACGAGGCCGUUACGCUUCUGUUUCCACAAGUGCUUUAUUAAUACGCAGCCCAGGAACCAUCUCCCUCUUCUGCCACAGCAUCCCCCCAAAGCUGUCGUCACUCCCCCCCACUGCCCAGAGCCAAUCAGCAGGCCCCAGGGACGGGCAGGCAAAUGGAUCCUGGGGCUGAUGCUGCCACGUGGCUGUUCCUAGGUGCAGGGGAAAACCCAGGAAGGAGCAUUAGUUUGGGCAGGGACUUUGUGUUUGUAGCUUUGCUCUCAGCCAGGGCUUGUCUGGCUUAGCCGGGGGAGGGGGAACAGUGUUACCCCCCCAGCCCCAUUUGCCUCUGCCCCCUCGCAAUCCUCCAGGGCAGGGUGGCCAACCUGAGGCUGAGAAGGAGCCAGAAUUUACCAAUGUGCAUUGCCAAAGAGCCACAGUAAUAUGUCAGCAGCUCCUCGUUAGCUCCCCCCGCGUCCCCCACCCACCAGCAGCACCUAACCCUCCUUUCCUGUGCCUCCCGCCUGCUGCAAUGAGCUGUUGUGUGGUGUGCAGGAGGCUCGGGGGGGAGGAGGAUGAACAAGGGCGCUACAGAC